ACCCACCCAGGCGUCCAUUGGGGGCGCAAUCCCAUUGAUGCGGGAUUUAAAGCGCGCACAGGGUUUUGUUUUCCCCCCAAGCAAACCCGUUUACACCGCAUGCCACUUUACUCCUAGUUAACUGCGGCUGCAACCUUGCACUCCAACCCUGCGCAAGCCCCACUGAGUUUAAAAGGCGCCUCCGUGCGCAAGUGAGGCUGCAGGCGGGCAAUCCUAGGCACAGGAUAGUGCUUCUUUCGCAUCAACGGCGAGCCGCGUGCCUGGAUCUGCAGCGGUGCAGCUGGACCUGUGCAAACUUCCCUCGGAUGUCUGAUCAUGCCUUGCAGAGUUUGCUUGGCGCGCGCCUUGGCAUCGCAUCCCCGGGCUCGCUGGUUGUUGCAACGUUUGCUUGCGCUAGGCAGCCGGGAAAGACCAGCCAGAUCCCCGCGGAUUGCGCACACGGCCCGCCCUGCUGGAUGAACGCGGGGGCGCCUGGCGCUUCUUGGGGGCAUCCGUCUGCUGAGCUCAGCAAUGGAGGACACAGCAAUCGGUCAGCAGUUCACUAAAAUCAAAGGUUCCGAAAGGGUGAGGAAGAUUGGCAGAGAAGAAGGACAGCUGGAAGAGGGUUCAGAUACGCAGCUGCCCCCUUCUUCAGGAGAGGGAGGGAAAAGCCUCGUUUUGCUGAAGACGGUACAUUUGAAGGAAGGUGAGGAUGAUUUCCAGGGGGCUCCUCCUGCCCAUCAGCACACCUUGACGCAACGAGAGGCAAGCAUCCUGCAUCCUUUGGAGGUGGUCCCACAGAGCGAAGCUGCAGAAGAGGAAAGCCUGGUGAUAAGUUUGCCGGAGGUUUUCUAUGCAAUCCAUGAAACGGAAGGGGUGCACACCCAAAGCCUGAAAGAAGUGCAGGCGAUAAAUCACGGAGGUGAAAGGUCACCGGAGAAGACCCCGGACGCCCUUCGGGUUCAUGUGCAGUCGCAGAAGGAUAGAAGUAAAUAUGCAAUUGCAGCUGGUGGCAAGGACCAGCAGUUCUUUGUAGUGGAGGAAGACGGAAUUGGCCGUUCCCUUGCGAUGGAGGAGGCAAAACCUCUGAGCGGCAGAAUGAAAAGAGGUGCCUCUCUGUGCCACAGCUCUGAAAACAAGGACCUGAGCGAGGCGCCUGCGUCAAAACAGCGUCCUGUUGUGACAAGCACCAAUGCUGCCAUGAAAGCCCACAGCAACAGGCAAGAAGGGGAUGCUCUGCACCAUUGCAGUUUGUGCGCGUUUGCCUGUUUCAGCGCGUCAGGCCUUCAUCGCCACGUGAAAAAGCACUCUGAGGAAAAGCCCCACCUCUGCCACCUGUGCCUUAAGGCUUUCCGGACCGUCUCCCUCUUGCGUAACCACGUGAACACGCACACAGGGACUAAGCCAUACAAGUGCAGCGAAUGCGACAUGGCCUUCGUGAGCAGCGGCGAGCUUUCGCGGCACAGGCGGUACAAGCACACCCUCGAGAAGCCCUUCAAGUGCUCGUUCUGCAACUAUUGUAGCGUGGAGGCCAGCAAGUUGAAGCGUCACAUUCGCUCGCAUACAGGAGAGCGCCCGUACAACUGCACCCUUUGCACCUAUGCUAGCAGGGACACUUACAAGCUGAAGAGGCAUAUGGUCACUCACUCUGGUGAAAAACCCUUUGAGUGUCAGAUUUGCAAGGCCAGGUUCACUCAGGCUGGAACUCUGAAGUUCCACAUGUUGCACAAACACGAGGAAAAUGUGCCAAAAUACCAGUGUCCGCACUGUAACACAUCUGUGGCCAGAAAAGGUGAUUUAAGAAUCCACUUGCGAAACCUCCACUCCUAUAUCGAAGUGCCGCUGAAGUGCAGUUACUGUGAAAAUGUCUUUCACGAGCGCUACGCUUUCAGACAGCAUAAGAAGACCCACACAAAUGAGAAGAGAUUCAGAUGUGACGAGUGCAGUUACGCAUGCAAGCAGGAACGCCAUAUGGUUAUUCACAAACGGACCCAUACAGGCGAGAAGCCCUUCGUCUGCGUCUCUUGCAGCAAACGCUUUCGACAGAAACAGCUCCUGAUGGUCCAUUUCAGGAAGUACCACGACUCCAGUUUUCAGCCAAGAGUGUACAAAUGCCCGAAAUGUGGCAAAGGCUAUUCUCGCUGGAAUAAUAUGCGCAAGCAUGCUGAAAAGUGUGGCGAGUUAAGGACCCUUCAGCCUAGCAAAGGGAACAAGAAUAAAAAGAAAGAAAACAAGGGGUCCAGCCGCGACACUAAAGAAGGAGGGACUUCUUGUGUUAACUCUCAAUUCUACGCUCCUCGUAUCCCUGCCGGAACAUGGGAGAAAAAGGAAGUUGUUUUGGACAACGAGAAAACUGGGGUGACUUGUGAAAUGAUCUUCGACUCGAUGGACAAAUGAUGCGGUUAAACACCUCUUCUGUCUGCUUGUAAAUACAUCGAGGCAUUAAGCUCGAUUGGCAGAUGUGUAGAGCAUUAUUCCCUGAAGGUUGCUGAAACUGCCUACGUUUUGCCAUUGUUCUGUUAAUGGCACGCAGGAAGUCAAGAGUAGGUUCGUGGAGGUAAAAUGCCUCAGCGAAAUUGUUCCAAAUAAUUCUGGCUCUUUCGCCAAGGACAAGUCACCUCUGAAUAAAUUGUUGGAUUUCAAAUAGCUUCCAUUCAGCGUUACAAGUUUAGUUAUAAAGAGCUGGAAUUAUAAUACAAUUUGAAUGGAUUCCUUUAUGGCAUGGAUCCCAGAUCUCUUUAGCAAAUGUGGCAGAAGUCAAUGGUGAUUUUUAAGAGAGUUUAUAGCGGUAUUGUAAUAGAUGUACUCAUCCCCUUAUCCUUUCUAAGCUAAACAGUGUUUCAGAAACUUGCUUGACCCACAAGGCAAAGUGUACCUACCCCACAAGAAGGAGUGCCUCUAUCAUAACACCUCCAGCACUCUUUAGAAAACUAUCGGCAGCUGCGCCGCUUAAAUUCUGCAAGUCUAUAAACAGACUGAAAAGAGGAAGAAAGUUUAUUUAAGGUUGCA
Messenger RNA from Podarcis raffonei (Aeolian wall lizard), 2988 nucleotides. RefSeq names its product CCCTC-binding factor like (gene CTCFL). Lineage: Eukaryota; Metazoa; Chordata; Lepidosauria; Squamata; Lacertidae. The coding region runs from base 511 to 2376 and encodes 621 amino acids. The record is from RefSeq and is a predicted model, not a curated record. The transcript is spliced from 11 exons.